Messenger RNA from Vigna angularis (adzuki bean), 1712 nucleotides. RefSeq names its product pentatricopeptide repeat-containing protein At4g14190, chloroplastic. The transcript has 2 exons. NCBI's taxonomy places the organism in Eukaryota, Viridiplantae, Streptophyta, Magnoliopsida, Fabales, Fabaceae. Bases 60 to 1559 code for a protein of 499 amino acids. The record is from RefSeq and is a predicted model, not a curated record. Gene Ontology annotation, molecular function: protein binding.
GUUUAGUUUUUUAUAUAGAAAAAAGGAGGCAGGAGGGUUGAAAAUUGAAAUGAAGAAAAAUGGUGAAUGCUGUGACUCACAGUCAGAAUCAGUGUGUGCUGUUGUUGAAGUUGAAUCCCAAUUGCAGAAGGAGCAAGAGCAGCGUCUUCCCAAAACCCUAUGCCACAUUCCCAUCCCUCACCACUCAAAUUUGCCACGCCUCUUUCCACCGAUUACCUUUCGCUGACACAGUUUCAGACACAAAGCACAGAACUCUUCUGGUUGAGACUUACCAUCACCAUGACAGCCUCAGAGCCCUACUUGUAAAGCUUGAGAGGGAGGAUUCCGACCCUAUCAACAUACUCGCCCAAGAUGGAGAUUGGUCCAAAGACCAUUUUUGGGCUGCUGUCAGGUUCCUUAAACAUGCCUCAAGGUUCGCCGAAAUCCUUCAGGUGUUUGACAUGUGGAAGAACAUUGAGAAAUCUCGGAUUAGUGAGUUCAACUAUAACAAGAUAAUAGGCUUGUUAUGCGAAGAUGAAACGAUGGAAGAGGCGUUAGCUGCAUUGCAAGAGAUGAAAGUUCAAGGUAUGAAGCCUUGUUUGGACACUUAUAAUCCAAUAAUUCAUGGAUUAUCCAGAGCUGGUAAGUUCAGUGAUGCUUUACGGUUUUUUGAUGAGAUGAAAGAAUCUGGCUUAGAGCCAGAUUCUGAAACCUAUGAUGGUUUGAUUGGAGCCUAUGGGAAAUUUCAAAUGUAUGAUGAGAUGAGUGAGUGUGUGAAAAAGAUGGAGUUGGAUGGAUGUCCUCCCGAUCAUAUCACUUAUAAUAUACUUAUCCAGGAGUAUGCUCGAGGUGGGCUACUCCAGAGAAUGGAAAAGCUAUACCAGAGAAUGCUUUCAAAGAGAAUGAAAUUGCAAUCUUAUACUUUUGUUGCAAUGCUAAAGGCUUACACCACAUUUGGGAUUGUUGAAAAGAUGGAAAAAUUUUACAGGAAAGUCUUGAAUUCAAAAACAUGUGUAGAGGAUGAUGUGAUUAGAAAAAUGGCUGAAGUUUAUAUCAAGAACUACAUGUUUUCUCGACUGGAAGACCUGGCACUAGACUUAUGUUCGGCAUUUGGUGAGAGUGAUCUUGUUUGGUGUCUCCGACUCCUUUCUUAUGCAUGUCUUUUGAGUAAAAAGGGAAUGGAUAUAGUAGUUAAAGAAAUGCUAGAUUCCAAGAUCAAUUGGAGUGUUGCUGUUGCAAAUAUUAUCAUGUUGGCUUAUGUGAAAAUGAAAGAUUUCAGGCGUUUGAGAAUUUUACUGUCUCAACUGCCAAUCUACCGGGUGCGGCCUGAUAUUGUCACUGUUGGAAUUGUAAUGGAUGCCAGUAGAAUUGGUUUUGAUGGUAGAGGAGCUUUAGAAUCAUGGAGAAGAAUGGGCUAUCUGGACAGAGUAGUAGAAUUGAAUACAGAUUCUCUGGUCAUUACUGCGUUUGGGAAAGGUCAUUUUCUUAAAAGCUGUGAAGAAGUGUACUCUUCUCUUCACCCUGAGGACAGAGAAAGGAAAAAAUGGACUUACGAUGAUCUCAUUGCUUUAUUGUCAUGAAUCAAAUAUACUGGUAGAAUGACUGUAUGAAACCAAGAUAGUUCGUUAUUCCAUCUUUGCUUUUAUGAAGUAAAGAAAAUGUAAAAAAAUAGUGACUUCUCACUUCUGCUUGCUCUUUUCUUUUAAAUUUAAUUUAAUGCAUUUGCACUGUCA